Messenger RNA from Phacochoerus africanus (Common warthog), 2236 nucleotides. It is a transcript of the gene L2HGDH, whose product is annotated as L-2-hydroxyglutarate dehydrogenase. The record is from RefSeq and is a predicted model, not a curated record. The transcript is spliced from 10 exons. NCBI's taxonomy places the organism in Eukaryota, Metazoa, Chordata, Mammalia, Artiodactyla, Suidae. Gene Ontology annotation, molecular function: (S)-2-hydroxy-acid oxidase activity; (S)-2-hydroxyglutarate dehydrogenase activity. Bases 98 to 1489 code for a protein of 463 amino acids.
CGCAAGAGGCGGGGCUAGGCAGCACUGGGACUUGGGCAGCCCUGGGAUCCAGGGCCGCUUCUGGGGCUUGAGGCAGGGUAGGAGUGGGGCACUGGUGAUGGUGCCGGCGCUGCGUUACCUGGGCAGCGUCUACGGACGUGCCCGCGGGGCUUUCUCCGGAGGCUUCCUCGCUGCUGGCGCGCCCGCGCCAGGGAACCUCUGGCUGUUGUGCCAAGGUGGCCGCAGAGCCAGCACCAGCUCAUUUGAUGUAGUCAUUAUCGGUGGCGGAAUUGUGGGGCUUGCCUCUGCCAGAGCCCUCAUCCUGCGACAUCCAGCACUUUCCAUUGGUGUUCUGGAAAAGGAGAAGGAUUUAGCUAUUCAUCAGACUGGACAUAACAGUGGUGUCAUACAUAGUGGAAUUUAUUAUAAACCUGAAUCUCUGAAAGCUAAAUUAUGUGUGCAAGGUGCAGCCCUCAUCUAUGAGUACUGUAACCAAAAGGGGAUUUCCUACAAGCAAUGUGGCAAGCUUAUAGUAGCUGUUGAACAAGAAGAAAUUCCCAGACUUCAGGCGUUAUAUGAGAGAGGCCUGCAGAAUGGUGUUCAGGGCCUGAGGCUGAUCCAGCAGGAGGAUAUAAAAAAGAAGGAACCAUAUUGUAGGGGUCUAAUGGCUAUUGAUUGUCCAUAUACUGGCAUUGUGGACUAUCGGCAGGUGGCUUUGUCAUUUGCCCAGGAUUUCCAAGAAGCAGGUGGCUCUGUUUUAACCAGUUUUGAAGUAGAAGAUAUUGAAAUGGCUAAAGAAAGCCCUUCAAGAAAUAAAGAUGGGAUGAAAUACCCGAUUGUUAUAAGGAAUACUAAGGGAGAGGAGGUUCGUUGUCAGUAUGUUGUGACAUGUGCAGGACUUUACUCGGACCGUAUUUCAGAGCUGAGUGGCUGCAAUCCCAAUCCUCGAAUUGUACCAUUCCGGGGAGAUUACCUGCUCUUGAAACCAGAAAAACGUUAUCUUGUAAAAGGAAAUAUUUAUCCGGUCCCCGAUAGCCGAUUUCCUUUCCUAGGAGUUCACUUCACACCAAGGAUGGAUGGCAGUAUUUGGCUAGGGCCGAAUGCAGUUCUUGCCUUUAAACGCGAGGGCUACAGACCCUUUGACUUCAGUGCCAGAGAUAUUAUGGAUAUAAUUCUCAAGAGUGGCUUGAUGAAACUGGUGUUCCAGAACUUUUCCUAUGGAGUUAAUGAAAUGUACAAAGCCUGCUUUCUCAGUGCAACAGUGAAGCACCUUCAAAAGUUUAUCCCUGAAAUUACUAUCAGUGACAUACUUAGAGGUCCAGCUGGAGUACGAGCCCAAGCCCUGGAUAGAGAUGGAAAUCUCAUAGAAGAUUUUGUAUUUGAUGGAGGAGUUGGGGAUAUUGGAAAUCGCAUUCUUCAUGUGAGAAAUGCACCUUCUCCUGCUGCCACUUCUUCCCUUGCAAUUUCUGGAAUGAUUGCAGAUGAAGUGCAACAAAGAUUUAAAUUGUAAAUAAUGAAAGGAACUAGGUAUGCAUCUUAUUCUCCACGUUCAGUAAUAAGAAUGUACCAAUUGCAUUCUUUAAGAAGAUUAUUUAAAAAUAUCAUUUUUAGGUAUAUCAUUUAGAUAACCACUCAAUUUUUAAAGUGAUGUAAAGUGAAAAUAAUAAUUUUUUUAAAUCCAUGCUCUUUUAAAAGAUACAGUUGUAUCUGACCUGAAUUCCUGAUUUUGUUAAUGGCUUGUCCUCACCAACCAUGAGCCAGACAUUUGGCUUUUUUGGAAUUUCUGGGAGUGACAGUAUGAAAAAGUGAUUAUUCCCUUAAUGUUUUGGCUUUGUAAUAUCUAAGCCUUUUUGUCUUUCCUAUACAAGAAAAUAGAUUAUAUUGUAGAUUACAGACCUCCUUUUAAUUUUGAAGAGUCUUAGAAAAGCUCACAUUAUUUAGAGCAACAACUUCUGUAUUUGGGAAUUUAAAAUUCUUCAUUUAAAAAAUACAUGAAAUUUAAUAUCUUGAAGUAGUUUAAGAUUCUAUCUUAUCUGUAUUUGUAAAAAAUUAACUUUGCAAAAGGAACUCAAAAGCCUUUAUUAUUCCCAGUUUCUUUAAAACUGACUUGGUCUGGUGUCAUCACUAAAUCUAAAUAGCUGUCCACUAUGAGUGCUUUGCCUAUUCUCUAGUCCUCGGUGGUUGAGAAACUAAAAGAACUUAGAAUCCUGACACUGACAUACAGAAUGCUGUAAAUUAAAAUAGCAUUUAACUCUUA